GAGUCGGGGCCUGAGCGUCAAGAGCAUGCCCUAGUGAGCGGGCUCCUCUGGGGGAGCCCAGCGCGCUCCGGGCGCCUGCCGGUUUGGGGGUGUCUCCUCCCGGGGCGCUAUGGCGGCGCUGGCCAGUAGCCUGAUCCGGCAGAAGCGGGAGGUCCGCGAGCCCGGGGGCAGCCGGCCGGUGUCGGCGCAGCGGCGCGUGUGUCCCCGCGGCACCAAGUCCCUUUGCCAGAAGCAGCUCCUCAUCCUGCUGUCCAAGGUGCGACUGUGCGGGGGGCGGCCCGCGCGGCCGGACCGCGGCCCGGAGCCUCAGCUCAAAGGCAUCGUCACCAAACUGUUCUGCCGCCAGGGUUUCUACCUCCAGGCGAAUCCCGACGGAAGCAUCCAGGGCACCCCAGAGGAUACCAGCUCCUUCACCCACUUCAACCUGAUCCCUGUGGGCCUCCGUGUGGUCACCAUCCAGAGCGCCAAGCUGGGUCACUACAUGGCCAUGAAUGCUGAGGGACUGCUCUACAGUUCGCCGCAUUUCACAGCUGAGUGUCGCUUUAAGGAGUGUGUCUUUGAGAAUUACUACGUCCUGUACGCCUCUGCUCUCUACCGCCAGCGUCGUUCUGGCCGGGCCUGGUACCUCGGCCUGGACAAGGAGGGCCAGGUCAUGAAGGGAAACCGAGUUAAGAAGACCAAGGCAGCUGCCCACUUUCUGCCCAAGCUCCUGGAGGUGGCCAUGUACCAGGAGCCUUCUCUCCACAGUGUCCCCGAGGCCUCCCCUUCCAGUCCCCCUGCCCCCUGAAAUGUAGUCCCUGGACUGGAGGUUCCCUGCACUCCCAGUGAGCCAGCCACCACCACAACCUGUCUCCCAGUCCUGCUCUCACCCCUGCUGCCACACACAUGCCCUGAGCAGCCAGGUCCCACUAGGUGCUCUACCCUGAGGGAGCCUAGGGGCUGACUGUGACUUCCGAGGCUGCUGAGACCCUUAGAUCUUUGGGCCUAGGAGGGAGUCAGAGAGGGGGAUGUCUGAAGAUGGUCCUGGCUGAUCACUUCUUUCUUUCCACACUCACACAACGCCAUGCCUUUUCCUGAGAUGGCGCUGGGAGUUCCCACAUGGACAGCCAGGGCAUAAACACUUCCCACCCCGGCUCAGCCAGUUCCUGGAGUCCUGUGCCCCUUUUCAUUGCCACUGAGCCAUUUCUAGAUUCACUGGAGCUCAGGAUUCAUGUGUCCUUCUUUCCCUACUCUACCUUCUACCUUGGUCUGGACACAUUCUGGAACACUGGACACCCUCGCCAGGGCCACUUCUGCACUAGGGCUCUGUGCUGGAACCCAGGCAUGCUGCCAGCCUUUUCUCUGGAUCUGUCAGGCCUCUGUCAUUGACUCAGAUGGACCCCUGGUUUCCAAGUAGAAAGAGGCUAGAUUUGGGCCUUGUCUAGCUGUUGGCUUUGGCCUGAACCGGAACCAGUCUCAGAUGACCACGGGUUUAACCUUCUUAUCCCAGAGACACCCAAUUCUAGAGCUUUAUGGAGCCGUACUUCCCCCUGAAUCCUAGCUCUAGGACAUAGAUCAUGACUCUCAGCCCUUUUACCCAGGAUGGAGCUGGGGCCUGUAUAGCCAUAUUAUUGUUCUAAGUAAGUUCUAGCCCCACCCUCCCGCCUUCUUGAGUGAUACCUAUUACGGAUGAGUUCUGGAAAAGACCCAGCUAUGAUUCAUAAAAACACUUCUGGAUGAAUCAAGAACCAUUUCUUGUUUUUCCUAGAUAAUUCUCUAAAAAUAUGAUUCUUCCAUAUAGAAUGCUAAGCUUAUUUUUACAUGCAGUUUCUAGCUCCUUCAACCCAGCUGAGGUCGUGCCAGGGAGACAGAGUCUGGAGAAGGGCAGAGGAAUUUUGGAAGGAUCCCUGGCUCAUAGUAGGGAAGCUGGGAUGGGGGAGGGGUCAAAAUUAUGGCAUGACUGAACCUGCAUCUGUGUUGGGUGGACAUGAAUACUUAGCUACCUCAGCAGGAAUUCCUUCCAGGUCCCCUUUAAAGCUGAGGUCCUUAGAGUAAUAUGUCCUUAAUAAAAAGGACAAAUGGAUACAGCCUUGACCCUCCCAGUGAGGAGACCCCAAUUCAGCAAUAAGUCUCACCCUUCUCCCCUACAGGUCAGGCCAAGAAGGGUGAAGGCCUCUUGCACUCCAGACCUCAUACGCCCCAACAGCUUCUAAUUGGAUAGAACUUGCUUUACCUUACAGCUCACAACCUCAGCUGGGUUUUAGGUACCCAAAAAGGGCCUGUCUAGAUUUUUUCAGAAAAACGUGGAGUGCUAGGGGCAGCCUGGAAAAGAUGGGGAACCUGCUAGUGAACUAGGAGGGAGACUUCCAUAGCCUCAGACUUGGAUAGGGUAGGCUGAGGGGGCCCUAAGGGAGGGACUAAGGCUCCAAGGCAGGUCACUUUUCCUUAGGCUGUUCUACUUCUGGCUUGUUGCAAGAGGAGUAGAUGCCCCCUCACCCACACAAACCCCACUCAGUCUCCACCCAACUCCUGGCACUGCUCCCAGGGGAUCGGGUCUCCACUCCAGCUUUCUCAAUUAAAGACGAUUUAUACAACUGAA
Messenger RNA from Homo sapiens (human), 2578 nucleotides. RefSeq names its product fibroblast growth factor 11 (gene FGF11). The transcript is spliced from 5 exons. Gene Ontology annotation, molecular function: growth factor activity. The coding region runs from base 110 to 787 and encodes 225 amino acids. The record is from RefSeq and is marked reviewed. NCBI's taxonomy places the organism in Eukaryota, Metazoa, Chordata, Mammalia, Primates, Hominidae. Gene Ontology annotation, biological process: cell-cell signaling; nervous system development.